Messenger RNA from Fomitiporia mediterranea MF3/22, 1779 nucleotides. RefSeq names its product initiation factor 2. NCBI's taxonomy places the organism in Eukaryota, Fungi, Basidiomycota, Agaricomycetes, Hymenochaetales, Hymenochaetaceae. The record is from RefSeq and is a predicted model, not a curated record. Gene Ontology annotation, molecular function: translation initiation factor activity; GTPase activity; GTP binding. Gene Ontology annotation, biological process: translational initiation. The transcript is spliced from 7 exons. The coding region runs from base 1 to 1779 and encodes 592 amino acids.
AUGCAACGCAAUGGCAUGGAAGAACAGUCGUCUCAUGACCACAUGCUUUCGGCCGACGACGCGUCAUUGCUCGCAAUGGAAUUCAAUAGGAAUCCCAUUGUAGAUGAUGAAGCAGCUUUUGACAUUUAUGCAUCACCCCCUCAUCCUGAUGCGGCAUCUCUACCUCGACGACCUCCAGUGGUCACUAUCAUGGGUCACGUUGACCACGGUAAAACUACUCUUCUCGAUACUCUUCGUUCGUCGUCCGUAGCUAAGGGCGAAGCCGGUGGGAUAACACAACAUAUCGGGGCUUUUUCCGUUCCAGUACCUAGUGAAGCGAGGUUAGAAGAUACCCCUCAUACGAUCACGUUCCUCGAUACCCCCGGCCAUGCAGCGUUUUCGGCCAUGCGUGCGCGCGGUGCUCAAGUGACUGAUAUCAUCGUUCUUGUCGUUGCAGCUGAUGACGGUGUGAUGCCACAAACGAAGGAGGUCAUAGACUUGAUUAAAAAGGAGAAAGGCAAGGUGGGAGUGGUCGUUGCUAUCAACAAGGUUGACAAACCAGAGGCAGACGUUGGAAAAGUGCAGAGUGCUUUAUGGGCAGAAGGAAUAGAACUGGAGGCGAUGGGCGGCGACGUGCCUUCUGUGGAGGUGUCCGGAUUAACUGGUCAUGGAUUAGGCGAGCUUGUCGAGACCAUUUCCCUUCUCGCAGAGCUCCAGGACAUCCGAUCAGAGGCAGAAGGCCCUGCCUAUGGUUACAUAUUGGAAUCAAAAGUGCAAAAAGGAUUGGGCAAUACGGCUACGGUAUUACUUCUGCACGGAAAACUCACACCUUCCUCUUACAUUAUCUGCGGCACGACUUACGCAAAAAUACGACGUCUAACGGACUCCUCUGGUAGGACAGUCAAGGCAGCGGCGCCGGGCUCCGCUGUUGUAGUCAGUGGCUGGAAGGAACUACCGUGCACCGGAGAUGAAGUCCUCCAAGGAAAGGAAGAUGAUGUUAAACGGGCCGUCGAUAACCGCAAGCGGAGGGCUAGCCUGGAAGCAACCUUGGCGGAUGCUGAGGCAAUAAAUUCAGCGCGCCGUCAGGACCGCGAAGAACGAGAGAGAAAGCUCAAAGAAGCAUCUGGAGAAGUAGAGCAGACCGAAAUACCCGUGUCUACCAAAGAGGCUGGACCAAAGGAACUCCGCUUAAUAAUUAAAGGCGAUGUAAGUGGAAGCGUCGAAGCCCUUGCUGCCGCAGUCGAAGGCAUUGGGAAUAAGGAUGCGGUCACGAAGGUUGUCUCCUCUGGCGUCGGAGAGGUCACUGAAUCCGAUGUCAUGCUCGCUAAAGCAGUGGAAGGCAUGAUAAUUGCUUUCUCCGUUAACGUCCCACGCGCGGCCGACCAAGCUGCUUCACGAAACGAGGUCUCCAUGUAUUCUUCGAAUAUUAUUUAUAGAGUCCUUGACGAGGUGAAGGAGCGGCUUGUGAGGCUUCUACCAUGCAUUAUCGAGAAGCGCAUUUCUGGAGAGGCGAAUGUACUUCAAAUAUUUGACAUCAAUGCGAAGGCCAAAUCAAUCAUCAAAGUUGCCGGAUGUCGAGUGUCAAACGGUGUUAUUGAAAAGAACAAACGGGUUCGGGUAUUGAGGGAUGGCAAUGUCAUUCAUGAAGGUACUCUGUCGACGUUACGUAUACUGAAGCGGGACGUCAUGGAAGUAAAGAAGGGGUUAGAAUGCGGUAUUAACAUCACCAACUUUAGUGAUCUGCGAGCAGGAGACUUCUUACAGUUCUACCACGAGAUAGAGAAGCCAGGACAAUUAUAA